UACCGUCCGCCAGUUCAUACCAAGAUGCGUUAAUGAUACGACGUUAAACUGCAAAUUAUUAUUAGUUUCGACGAGUGGUUUAUUUCCUACUUUUUAAAGUGUUUCCGUGAUUAUGAAUAUUAAUUUAAAGUAUAAAUAAGUGAGAUUUUAAAAUAAGUAGGUGGUUGAAUAUUAUUAUAAAUAGUUUGGAAGAAAGAAGAUUUUAAUCAGAAUGUAUUUCAUAAUACUGUCGUGUUUAACGGCGUGUGCGCUGGCGCAGACAACCAUUGACCCCAACCUCCUCAUCGAGCUGUUCGGCACCCCCCAGCCGCCCGUUACCCCGACCCCCAACACGACGACUCGGUUGGAAGAUAUAACAGUAAAGCCGACAGACAAGACGACAACCUUUACCGACGUUAACGGCGAGGCAUGCAAAUGUGUGCCUUAUUACCUUUGCGAUAACGAACUUAACGACGUUAACUCUAAUAACGCCAGCGUCACUGGAUACGGGACUUUGGAUAUUAGAUUCGGCGAGGACGAUUGCCAGGAAAGCAUAGAGAGGUGUUGCAAGAACCCUAAGAAGGAGGAAGAGGUGACCACUCCUGCGCCGAACCCUAACAGGCCCAAGGGUUGUGGUUACAGGAACCCCAAAGGACUGGACUUCACCAUUACUGGAGGAUCGGGUAACGAGGCGCAGUUCGGCGAGUUCCCCUGGGUGGUGGCCGUGUUGGACGCACUCAACGACACGUACGCCGGCGUCGGAGUGCUCAUACACCCGCGAGUCGUGCUCACUGGAGCACAUAUUGCCAACAAAUAUGCCCCUGGUACUUUGAAGAUUCGCGCCGGGGAAUGGGACACGCAGACGUUCAAGGAAAGACUGAAGUACCAGGAGAGAGUUGCUCAAGACAUAUACAUACACCAAGAGUUCGCUCCAAAAAGCUUGAAAAACGACAUGGCUCUGCUCCUCCUCCAGGAGCCAGUGGAGUUAAUGGAGCACAUCAAUAUCAUCUGCAUGCCAACCCUGGAUGAGAACUUCGACCGGUACAAGGGUUGCAUCGCCAAUGGGUGGGGGAAGAACCACUUCGGUGUCCAAGGUCGGUACGCCGUGAUCCUCAAGAAAGUGGAGAUAGACAUGGUACCGAAUGAUCGUUGUCAGACAUUGCUGCAAAGGACCCGGCUUGGCACUAACUUCAAGCUGCAUAACAGCUUCGUCUGCGCAGGCGGCGAGCCCGGAAAGGAUACUUGUCAGGGCGAUGGUGGCGCUCCCCUAGCGUGUCCAAUCGGUAACGACCGCUACAAACUGACAGGUCUCGUCGCGUGGGGCAUCGGAUGUGGCCAAAAGGACGUUCCUGCCGUCUACGCAGCCGUCGCCCGCUUCCGGCGCUGGGUUGACGACAAAAUGGCCGCCUGGGGACUCGACAUUUCCGGUUACAAUGUUUAAAAUGAUUCAUGUAACUCACUUUUUAUUUUGACAUACAUAAUGCAGAAAAAAAAAUAAAAGAGAAGGUGCAGGUCGUGUCGUAUCGGGAGGUGAAGGUUUUGGCGGGAAGAAGAGAGGAAUGGCGGUUACUCCACCGACAAGAGCGCAGCUCUUAAAUAGAGAGAGAGAGAAUCCAGAAAAAAAAACAUCGCAAUUAUAAAGAAAUAAAUCCUAAAACCCGUAUGCUAAGAUGUUAACUCAACUGUUCCUCCACUCGACUCAGCCUCAGCUGAGCAUUUUAUUUUAAGUUGACAUUUACGCCCUCGACUUGAGGACUACUCACUGGAGUCGAGUAUGUCAUACUGCCAACAUAAUAAUACAAAAAUGACGUCAUGCCUUACUGGAGUAACCUCGAGGUAAGGUUGCGGCGCCGUCUAAAGGUGGUAUUAAUAAACUAAUCUCAGCUGAGACUGCCCUCAAGAUCAUGCUCAAGUCACUGUUUUUAUAUGACAACUGUCACAUUGACAUGAUCUUGAGAGCAGUCUCAAAGCUGAGUUAAGUUUAUUAAUACCACCCUAAGAAUACCAAUUUAGAGCAGACUUAGAGGAAUAUUUGAGGCCGCGUUCCCCUGACAAAAAUAUAGAUGGACCUGUCUAUUACCUACAACACACACACAUAAUCGGCCCAUAUAUACGUCCCACUGCUGGGCACAGAGAGAGCACACUCCACUACGCUGCUCCAAUGCGGGUCGGUGGAGGUGUUUUUACGGCUAAUAGCCGGGACCAACGUCUUAACGUGCCCUCCGAAGCACGGAAUCAUCUUACUUUUUCGGACAAUCAGGUGAUUCAAGCCUGAAAAGUCCUUACCAAACAAAGGACAGUCUCACAAAGUGAUUUCGACAAUGUCCCCAUCGGGAACCGAACCUAGACCUCCAGAUCGUGAGCCUAACGCUCUUACCACUAGCCCACGGAGACUGUAAAAAAAAAUAUUGGCAGAGGCUUAAAAAUACUUGUUGCUGGAAUCUUAGGGUGGUAUUAAUAAACUAAUCUCAGCUGAGACUGCCCUCAAGAUCAUGCUCAAGUCUCUGUUUUUACAUGAGAACUGUCACAUUGACAUGAUCUUGAGGGCAGUCUCGAAGCUGAGAUUAGUUUAUUAAUACCACCCCUAGAUCAGAUUUGUAUAGAACUAUGUUCUAACCUAUAUUGCUUCUCUUUAUUUUGAACAGAAUAAAUCAUUAUCAGUGUCUGAAAUCCAUGAAAUUAGAAGGUUAAACGGACCAAGCGUUGGACAAUGCCAUCUAUAUUUUGAUCAAGGAACUUGGCCUGGAAAGUCACUCAUAACAGGAGUCAGUUUCAACCAAUUAGAGGAUAGAGUUUCUAUAUGUAUAUCAAAUAGAAAUUGAGUUACACGAUUUGGCUUCUGAGCGGAAACGAUAGAUGUCGCUUUUGACUUGAAUAAUAAAGAUUUCUUACAUAUUUUUAA
Pectinophora gossypiella (pink bollworm) is the source of this 2881-nucleotide messenger RNA. RefSeq names its product phenoloxidase-activating factor 2-like. The coding region runs from base 212 to 1420 and encodes 402 amino acids. The transcript is spliced from 10 exons. Gene Ontology annotation, biological process: proteolysis. The record is from RefSeq and is a predicted model, not a curated record. NCBI's taxonomy places the organism in Eukaryota, Metazoa, Arthropoda, Insecta, Lepidoptera, Gelechiidae. Gene Ontology annotation, molecular function: serine-type endopeptidase activity.